Molecule: messenger RNA, 969 nt
Organism: Dentiscutata erythropus
Lineage: Eukaryota; Fungi; Glomeromycota; Glomeromycetes; Diversisporales; Gigasporaceae
Source: the annotation of a GenBank genome assembly
AUGGAAUACUUCGACCGCAAAUCCUCAAAGUGGAAUAUUUUAGACUUCUUGAACGCGUCAACCGACAUAGAACCAUUCGACUUAAAAAUUGACUUUUACAUAAAAACUCUCGAACGUAUCUUCGACCACGAGCAAGGAUCCCGGAAGCAAAGAGCGCGAGCUCUUCUUGACGAUUACAGAAAGGGAAGUGGCUUACUGGGUUGCCUGAUGUUUAAGGUUACUGGCUGGCCUGGCACUGGUCCAAUCGGGGCACAGGGAGCUUACUGGGAUGGUGCCACUAGUGAUAGAGAACUCGCUAAAAAUUGGGAAAUGGCUCGUAGAAAUGGACCCUCAGUCAACAUUCUGAAUUCGACCGUUUUAGGAAGCGGAACUAUUUAUGGCGGGACUACCAACGGUGGAAUUUCCAAUAUAGAUAUAUCUAAAAAAAGACAUUUAGAAAAGGACGUUCGUAAAGAUCUAGCAAAAAGGACGAAAAUAAACUCAAAUAUGGACGGGAAAAUAGAUGAAUUUUUUUCCCCGGUCUCUCAACGUGAUCAAGAUCACGAAAACAUAAAGAAUAACCACGUUAAUGAGGAAUCUACCGUUACCUUAGAACCUUUUGUUUCCGGAGAAGAGUUAGAGGAGAAUCUUCUACAAGAAAAUCCUGGUGCAACUGUAGAUUUCAAACUCAUUAUAGAUAACAUCUGUAUCCGGUCAGAAAUGGAGAAAUGGCGUCAAACAUCAAAAUACAUUGAAGAGAUUCAUAAACAGGACUUAUUGCGCUACAAUAUUAUUGAUACAAUCAGUUCAUCCGGGACAAAAGCACGAGGGCUCUUUAAACAUCAAUGGAACAAUAUAAUUAACAAUAUAGAAAAGAUUUUGGUGUCUCCAGAUACAACUCUUCUAUCUUCAGAUUUCGACUCCGUUUCAGAUUCAGCUAAUCAAGAUAUGGAACAAGAUGGACGAGCGGAUGACAUCAAUCAAUAUUGA